Messenger RNA from Phragmites australis (common reed), 4122 nucleotides. RefSeq names its product translocase of chloroplast 101, chloroplastic-like. NCBI's taxonomy places the organism in Eukaryota, Viridiplantae, Streptophyta, Magnoliopsida, Poales, Poaceae. Gene Ontology annotation, cellular component: chloroplast outer membrane. Gene Ontology annotation, molecular function: GTPase activity; GTP binding. Gene Ontology annotation, biological process: protein targeting to chloroplast. The coding region runs from base 223 to 3756 and encodes 1177 amino acids. The transcript is spliced from 2 exons. The record is from RefSeq and is a predicted model, not a curated record.
GUGUCGUCUUCCCCCGCCACGGCUCUCACCCACCAAACCGAAUCCUCCUCCUCUUCCUCAAGCCUUGCUGCUUGUUCCCCUCCAACCCCCACAGAAAAAGAUUCAAUUUUAUAAAGAGAAACCAGCAAAGCCGACGCCUUCCGAAUCCAAAUUUAGUCGGACUAGGCGGCUGCUGCUCGCCUUCGCCUACCACCACCACCACCUCCCGCGUCGGCCGCCGCCAUGGCGCUGCUCGUGCGCGCGCGGCUCUCCUCGCUGGACGACGACGACGCGGCCACCUCCUCCUCGCUAUCCUCGGCCGCGUCCUCGCCGCCCCUCUCGCCCUCGCCACCCGCCGCCGCCGCCCCGUCCCUGCCGCUGCGCGCGCGCGCCGCCGUCCUCGGCGCCCCGCGCGUCGCGGCGCAGCUGUCCUCCACGGACGAAGACGGCAGCGAGGCCUUCGACGACGCCACCAGCUACGGUGAGGACGGCGAAUUCGUGGAGGAGGUGUCCAACGGAUUCUUCUUCAGCGUCGCCAAGGUACCGCCGGCGGCGGCCGAGGACCCGAGCCUGGUCCCGGUCCCGGGCGACAUGCCGACGGGGGGCGCCGCUGCGUCCGAGAGCGGGAACUCUGGCACGGUGGAGGGGUCGCUAGAGGAGAGCUUCAUGAGCGCCAGGAGCGUCUUCGAAGUGCUUAACGCCGGCACAAGGAGCGGAUUGGACGGUGUCGUUGCGGAUGGCAAGGGUACGGGCGUCGAGGGCUCGCUGGAUGGGAGGUUCCAAAGUUCCACGAGCAUCGUUGGCGCGUUGGAUGACGGCGAGGCUGCUGCAUCUGGUGAUUUGGUGAAUGUUUCAGAUGACCCUGUGUUGAAGGAUGAUAAGCAGGGGGGACAGGAUGUUGGUGCUGAGGCUCUCAGUGAUGUGGUUCCUGAGCCUUUCAUGGCCGAUGCUGGGGGCAUAGAUGGUGUUGACAUGCGCAUUGUGGAUGCUUUGGAAGGGGAGGGCGGAGGGUCUGAUCAUGAUGUUGCUGAAUUGCCUGCUGUUGCGAAUGCUACAGAGGAAGAAGAUGCUGGUGUUGAACUUCGCAAUAAUGAUUCUGACGUGAAAGAUAGCACGACCAAGCAUGAGGUUGUUACAAAUGUUGAAGAUGCCAGUCCUGAAUAUGUUGACACUAGAGAUGGCACAUUUGAGCCUGUGGAAGUUCGUGACAAUGCUGAUGGCCCAUAUUCUAUUGCAGAUGGUGGUCAUAGUAAGGUAGAUGAGAAAACUGGUGGUGAUCAUGAAGCUUCUGAUGAUUCUGCAUCCAUGCCAAUCUCUGGAGGUGAUGAUGCUGGGGAACUUCUCGAAAAAGAAUUGGAGGACAAUGUGCCUGCUUCCAAAGGCACACACUUUGGUGUGGAUGAUUCUAAUGAAGAUGAGGAGGAGAUGAAUGGAAAGGAGAUCGAGUUUUUGGAUUAUGCAGCUUUAGCUGAACUUCUGUGGGCGGCCAAUAGAUCACCUGGACAAGGUAAUGCCAAGGUUUUCCCAGUUGAAACCUCUGAGCCCAGAAAUCUGCCUCCUACCGUGGUCAGCAUUCCUAGGACAGAUGUGGUUUCUACUCCUGUGCUAGAAGUAGCUGCUGACCCUGAGAAUGAGAUGACUGAUGAAGAGAAGAAGUUGUACAGAAAGGUGGACAUGGCACGAAUCAAGUACUUGCGUCUCAUUCAUAGAUUAGGGUAUGAUACUGACCAUCAGGUACCUGUACAAGUUUUAUAUCGGUUUAGUCUUGUUGAAGGCUUCAGGCGCUUAAGGAUUGCAAACCAUUCCUCCGAGCUUGAGAAUGCCUGGAAGAGGGCAUUGCGGCUUGAGGCAGAGGGAAUAGAGAACUUGGAAUUCUCUUGCAAUGUAUUGGUCCUUGGGAAGACAGGAGUAGGGAAGAGUGCAACAAUAAACUCCAUCUUUGGUGAGGAUAAAUCCAAAACAAAUGCUUUUCUACCGGCAACAUCUUCCGUUAAGGAGAUCAGUGGAGUUGUUGAUGGUGUUAAGUUUCGUGUGAUCGACACCCCUGGGCUUGGGACUUCAGCCAUGGAUGAAAAAUCAAAUAGGAAAGUGCUCAAUUCUGUUAAGAGGUAUAUGAAUAGAUGCCCUCCUGACAUUAUUUUGUAUGUUGAUCGGAUUGAUACCCUGCGACAGGAUGAAAACAGCCUAUCCCUCUUGAGAGGUAUUACCACUGUGCUAGGACUGUCAAUAUGGUCCAAAACCAUCAUUACUCUCACUAACUCAGCAGCAGCCCCCCCUGAAGGGCCCAGUGGUUCAGCAAUGAACUAUGAGAUGGUUGUGACUCGUCGAACUCAUGCAAUUCAGCAAAGCAUCCGGCAGGCAACUAAUGAUCCUCGAAUUGAGAAUCCAGUGGCUCUUGUGGAGAACCAUCACCUUUGUCGGAGGAACACGGAGGGUGAAAAGGUGCUUCCUAAUGGCCUUGUUUGGAGGCGUCUACUCCUUCUCCUAUGCUACUCGCUAAAGAUGGUCGCUGAGAUUGACAGUCUUUCAACCCGCCGUGCUGCCUCAGCAGGUCUCUUUGGUCGCUAUCUUAAGGUGCCUCCACUUCCUUAUUUUGUAUCAUCUUUGCUGCAAUCUAGAGAGCACCCUAGGCAUGCUAAUGACCAGAAUCUUGAGAGUGUGGAGUCAGAUGUUGAUCUAGAUGAGUUGUUGAAUGAGGAUCAAGGGGAUGGAGAAGAAGACUACGAUCCACUUCCUCCCUUUAAGCCAUUAAGUAAAUCCCAAAUUGCAAAGCUCUCCAAGGAGCAACAGAAGUUGUAUUUUGAUGAGUAUGACUACCGAACUGAGCUUCUUCAGAAGAAACAGUUGAAGGAACGGCUUAGAAGAUUCAAGGAGAUGAAGAAGAGAGAGGGAAAUAAUCAUGAUGUACCUGCUGAUGAUGAUCGUCCUGAUGAUGAGUAUGACACGGAUAGAUCUCCUAUGCCGGACUGGGGUUUGCCAUCUUCAUUUGAUUCUGAUGAUCCUGUGUACCGUUAUAGGUGCCUUGAGCCUACACCAAACCUUCUGGUGCGUGCUGUUACCAACCCUGAUGGAUGGGAUCAUGAUUGUGGAUUCGACGGUGUGAACCUCCAAUACAACCUCGAGGUGGCCAAUAAGUUUCCAGCUUCUCUGUGGGUUCAAGCUCACAAGGACAAGAGAGAGUUCACCAUUCAUUUGGAUUCCUCAAUGUCAGCUAAGCAUGGGGAUUAUGGUUCGACCCUUGCAGGCUUUGACAUCCAAACAAUGAUGGAUCAGUUUGCUUACACUCUCAGAGGGGAGACUAAACUCAAGAACUUCAAGAAAAACAUCACUACUGGUGGUUUAUCCAUGACUUUCUUGGGAAAUACCAUGGUAACUGGAGCAAAGUUUGAGGACAAGCUUUCAGUUGGUAAUAGGUUAACACUGGUAGCAAACACUGGUGCUGUGUCCAUGAGAGGUGAUACUGCAUACGGAGUGAAUAUGGAGGCCAUCCUGCGAGAAAAAAACUAUCCUGUAGGUCAAGGCCUUGCAACUUUGGGUGCAUCCUUAGUAAGGUGGCGUAAAGAAUGGACCAUGGCUGCAAACUUGGAUUCCCAGUUCUCUGUUGGAAGGACUUCAAACAUGGCAGUUCAUGUUGAUGUAAACAACAAACUAACUGGACGGGUGAGCAUCAAGGCCAACACUUCAGAACAGCUGAAGAUUGCUCUAUUAGGUAUCUGUUCAGCGACAAUGUAUUUGUGGAACAGGAUGCAUCCUGGUGCAGAUCCUAAUUCUGAGUAGCACUGGUUAGUAAGGCGAUUUUGAACCCUAACAUUUAAAUCAUAUAAAUUUUCUGAUACACUUACAAAGUGCUGCUGUAUCGAGAACUCCCAGGACUCCUUUCAGAGGUUGGCUAGCACAUCAUUUUCGUCUCAGCUUGUGAUUCAAGGAGGGGAGGUUGCUGGAAGAUGCAAACUCUGGGAACUUGCUAGGAAUGGAAGUUGUACUGUCACUUUCAGUCAAGAAUCAAUAUAAGUGUAGCUGUGCUGCCAUUUAUUUUUCUCCCUUUGGUGCGCAGUAGCUGGAGAACUUCAUGUGCUGCUCCACUAGCGACUCAACUGAUAAAUCAUAAUAUCAAAGGAAAUUACUAUCGUGUGUUUCUCUUCC